Conger conger (European conger) is the source of this 5026-nucleotide messenger RNA. It is a transcript of the gene bcl2l13, whose product is annotated as BCL2 like 13. NCBI's taxonomy places the organism in Eukaryota, Metazoa, Chordata, Actinopteri, Anguilliformes, Congridae. The transcript is spliced from 7 exons. The coding region runs from base 267 to 1700 and encodes 477 amino acids. The record is from RefSeq and is a predicted model, not a curated record. Gene Ontology annotation, cellular component: mitochondrion. Gene Ontology annotation, biological process: regulation of apoptotic process; apoptotic process.
UAGCUACGCCCUUUGACCCCACCCCCAAAAAGAGUCGCUGGCUGCAUGCGUCUCGUUGUGCUUCUGUCCUGCCCGCAUGAUGGCUGCCUGGACUCUAAAUUAGGAACCGGUGGGACGCAAUACAUAACAUACAGGCUUUCAACCUCGGAAGGGAAGCGUUGACCUGCAAAUAACCAAGCGGCACGGCGGAAAAGGGUGGCUAGCUAACUAGCUAACAGAAGUGUGGAUUUGACUGCAUGUUCCUCUAAGCCUGACACUCCUCUUCAAUGGCUGCUGCUGGCUCCACCACUGUGCCUGAGGGGUUCCACUAUGAGACCAAGUUCAUUGUUCUCAACUACCUGGGCCUGCUCCCACCCUCCAGAUCUCAGGGCCCUGCUGCUGAAGAGAGGAACAGGGAGCUGAAGACGGAAAUCGAAGCGGAACUCAGGCGGCUGAAGGAGGAGAUUGCUGCCUCGGCCUCCAGUACAGGCUUCGACUGCGACACGUCCCCGGUCUUCAGCCCCGCCAACCCAGAGAGCUCCAUAGAGGACUGCCUGGCGUCCCUGGGGGACCGCGUGGCCCGAGACCUGGAGACACCCCUGAGCUCCGCUCUGCAGACCCUCCUCAACGCCCCCCUGGAUUACGAGCGUUUCCGUGACGCUGUGCUGGAGGUGUCCUCUCACUCCCAGGGGGACUGGAAUAAGGUGCUGGUGCCUUUAGUGCUGCUGCAGACCCUGCAGGGGGAGGGCCAGACCCUGGCCACUCUGCUACCGCUGGGGGUGCGUUACCUGGAGGAAACUGAAGCGGACUACAUUAUCCAGCAGGGCGGAUGGGGUACGGUGUUCAGCCUGGAGGUAGAGGACGACGCGGGCGUGGUCAUAGCGGAGGACAGUAACGACAUCUACAUCCUGUCGGGGGAGCAGCCGGACCAGCUGAGCCCGCCGGCGUCGCUGCUGGACGCGGGGGACGGCAGCGGACCCGGGUCCUGGCAGACGGAGAGCCUGCCUGUGUCUCUGCCCGAGUCGUGGGCGCAGGUGAUGGACCCCGAGGACGCCAAGAGCCUGGACAGCAGCGAGGGCGGGGCGCUGGCCGAGGAGCGCAGCGAGAACAACUCCUCCAACUCGGACAUCGUGCACGUGGAGCGCGAGGAGGCGGAGCUGCAGGAGAGCGUUCUGAGCGUGCUCGGCAGUGACAGCGAGCUGGCCGAGCUCCGCGCCGAGGCCUCGCCGACCCCCGACCCCCCCGCCCCCCUGGAGGAGCCCGCCCCGGAGGAGGCUCCGGCCCCCGCCUCUCUGGGAGCCGAAAUGGAGCCCCCGGCCCCGGCCGCUCCGCUGUCGGAGCUGGAGCCCCCUGCCUCCGCCCCCGUAGAGGCCCCGGAUGUUUGCGAGGCCCCGGCCCCCAGCCUGGAGCUCGCCCCGCUCCCACAGCCUGAGCCUGAGCCUGUCACAAUCCCGCCUGAGCAGGAGCCGCCCCCGGCAGAGCCCCAGCCAAUCACGGAGGAGUCCGCCCCUGCGCCUCUGGCCAUGCCCCCUGUGGAGGAGCCUCCCAUCGCCCCGCCUGAGGAGGCCCCAGUGCAGACAGAGUCCCUGCCCCCCGAGUGCCCCCCGUCCCCUGAGUCUCCCCCACCCUCGGAGCUCCCCGUGCUGCUCUACGGCGGCGCCGCCCUGGUGGCCAUCGCUGCACUGGUGGCGUACGGAGCCCUGGCCUACAGGAAGAAAUAGAGAAGCCCCCCUCACCUCUGCCCCCACCCUCACCCCGGCUGCUGCGGGGUGCACUCUCCCUCUCUUUCUCAUUCCUUUUGUUUUCUGUCAUCUCAUGACACCUUUCCCCCCCCCCCUCUUAAACACAUCACUCCUACAACCCGGUCUGAAGGCAACGGAGUGAUUGUCUUGGUUUCGGUCAGGUGCUUCUAUUCUGAAUACAUGUUGGUGAAUUGGUUCGAAUCCUCCCACGCCUGUAGGCUGGAGGGGGGUCUGUCAGCUGUCUAUAGCUAUCUGGGAGGGGGAGGGGACAAUGAGGGAGCCAUAGUUUGCGAUGGGGGCUAACUGGGGUGAGUUGUGUUCAGUACAGUGACCUUUCAAAUUUCGGUGCAGUCACAGCAGGCUUUUAACUCGUGGCACAAUAGACACAAAGAACAGCGGUCAUCUGAUUGGAAAAUGGAUGGCCGGGCUUUCUGUCCUCUCACUUGGCUCCUGUACGGCAGUUCCACUGUUCUGCUAUCUUGUGUUACAAACGGAGUCACUAACGAACGCCCGGCCCCAAAAACUCUUACACGGAGCCCUUUCUAAUUCGUGACAGCAGGAAGUGGUUUGCACUGGAAAAAACGGUCUUGCCGGCAGUUCAGUGUUUUAGCAGGCCCACAUGCCUUGCACCCCAAAGAUGAAACAACUCUUUCCAUUAUUGUUAGCGGUGUCUUCUGCACCUUACAACUUUUUCCCUUCUAUGCAGUUGCCAGGCUUGGUUGAUGAUUUCUCAGAUUUUUGUAUACCUGGGUAAAAAUUCAGUAGCCCCACAGGCUGCAAACAGACCCCAAAAUUGAACAAGCUAGGCAAACGUAAACGCAUUCGCCACUAUCAUAAACGAGUUGCCACUGGUGAACUUUAGUGUUGUCAGGUUACAGUACUGUUGCCACGACUACUAUGGAGCAAGCACUAUAGUUUUGGGGUACCUGGACAUGGUCAGUAACCUGAGUUCAGUCUGCAGGGUGCUCCAGUCCAGUUUUAACUUGAAAAAUUAUUUUUGUCAACCAUGAUUGCUCCUACCGGUUUUCCCCUUAUUUUGAGAUGAAAUUUGUUUUCUAUAUUCUGAUACAUUCAAGAUUGUUCCUCUAUAUUUAAUAAAAAAUUGACAUUACUGUACUGAGAUGAUAUUGACUCUAAUAUUUUGUUAAACAAAUCGAGAACACCAGGAGUACUGUUUCAAUUUGAAUAAAAUUUUUAUUCCAGAAGUCUCCUCUCUCCAGAUUAAACGUUAGCCAAAUGAAAUGACAUUUUAGGCGUGCUUGCCUUUUAUAGACGCUUCAUCUUAAUAGGAUUGACUUCCUUUUGAAGUUCAGGUUGUACCUAAAUGUGUCAAUUGUAGCUAUCAGGGCAGCGUCAAAGGCCGAAAUGACCAAAUCCUUUGUGCUCCCUCCUGAUGUACCUCUCUCUGAUUCCACAGUUUUACCAUACAGCUGCUGCUAUGCUUCUCACGGGCUAGGCCUUCAUUCCCCAUUUCAGCAGUUCUUCACCACUGCCUGCACUUCAGGUACUGCAGUGCCCACUGUGUCACGGUUUAAUACUCGUGUUAGAAAAUCACUCUUCUGGGUAUUGGCCUUCUGUAGAAUAACUGAUGAUUAAAAUCCUUCCUUGUUAGUUUUUGUAUUUUUGCAAUGGUUUAGAAAUGCUGAGCAUCGAUGGUGAGACAGAACCACUUAGAAAAUGAAAAUGAAAAAAAAUAAUUGGGAUAUUUUAUCAUUAUAUUCUUUUAACGGGGCUCUCCGCUGUCUGCAUUACUAGCUGUGCUGUGCUCUGUGAUUGGCUGGAGUACGAUUUGAAAGCAGCCUGAGGAUAGGUCCAGAUUCCAUGUUACAGUUGCGCAGAACAGCAUCAUCUUUGCACUGUUGUGGACAGCAGUGUAAAGAAUCAUGAAGGUUUCACUUCUGCUACUGUGUCUCAAGCUCACCGAGGGCUUUCAGCUCAGUCUUCAGGGGGUGAAAAACCAAAACAGUUUUUUUUUUCGUUUUUUUGGGGGGGAGGGGAGGCAUAGUUGUAAAAUGGUGAGGGAGUUUCACCGUACCAGUCAUUCUUUGAGAGGAGUAAUUUGUUCAAAGGGUCAUAAGUGACCCUUGUGUAUUAGUGUGUGCGUGUUGUGUGAAUACGGCCCCAGUGCAGUCUGCAGGCACUGCUGUACAGUGCUGAAUCAUCAGUGCUAGACCUGGCCACCUUUUCUGGUUCCUUAUUGAAUGCAGUAGCCCAUCCAGCACUGUCCAUCUCCAGCAAACCCAUAGCAUGUCAUACUGGGACUUGUGCGUCCAGAGUGAGUCUUUGCUACAGUUUAACCAUGCUGAUGUUCCCACUGCAUUCACUACAGUAGAAUUGCAAACCAGGUCCACUCCCCACCUUCAGUGGUCUGGUUGCCUCAUCCACCAAGAACCGAUGGAAACCACUACACAUGAUCCAUAAACAAAUAUCAAUACCAGCACUGCCAUAGACAAUCAAUAAAAACAACACCAUUCCCUUGAUGGGGGGAAAAGGAAUAUUCUUUGCAAAGCAAAAAAAACAACAAAAAACACUUUGCAACUUGGAUAUUUUUUUAUGUCCGUUCUUCAGACCAGCUCUACAUUGUAUGUGCAAUGAGAAUUAAAAUAAUCUGCAUAUGAUGCCUCAGGUGUCAAGUGAAAGAGCACUUAUAUUUUCUUUUCUUUUUUUACAAGAUAAGUCACUACAGCGAGCAUUAGCUACCUUCAGAAAGCAAAUUGAAACUGUGAACGUUGUAAUUGUGCGGUGCAGAUCCUCAUACGAGCCCCUGCAGUCUGAGUGAGGAUCUCGCUUGAGCUUAACAGAGCUGGGGCAUUUCAGCUUCACCUCAGUGUUAUGGAGGCUUAAAAGCGGAGUUUGUACAACUACAACUUUGUUAGUGCUGUUGGUGCAAGACACCUUUGUUGGUCCAGACCUGCUGGCUGUGGAUCCACAGGCAACUCGCCUGUCUGAAAUGGAUGCACAAUGACACCUACUCACAGUCUGCUGCAUAGCCAGGUGCCUGGAAGCCCAGUGCAUGAGGCUUAUGAAUAAACGCCAGAAAAGGACACAUUGUCAGAGUGGGAACCAGUGUUUGGACACUUCUAAUAUAUGGAAAUGUAAAAGGAUGCUGUUAUGUGCACAAGUGUUAUGAGUUGGAAUGCUUAAGAUUCUCGAUCCUUACCUUUGGAAAAGUAAUGGAAUGUUGUCUUUUCAAAUUGGAAGUUUGGAAAGAACAGUAUGGAUGUAAAAGCCCUAGCUUUGUACUUUGUAUUGAGAUUCCUAAGUGUAAAGUUCAAAACCAGGAGUAAUAAAAUCUCUAAACCCUG